Messenger RNA from Arvicola amphibius (Eurasian water vole), 783 nucleotides. RefSeq names its product interferon stimulated exonuclease gene 20 (gene Isg20). Gene Ontology annotation, molecular function: exonuclease activity; nucleic acid binding. Gene Ontology annotation, biological process: defense response to virus; DNA catabolic process; RNA catabolic process. The record is from RefSeq and is a predicted model, not a curated record. NCBI's taxonomy places the organism in Eukaryota, Metazoa, Chordata, Mammalia, Rodentia, Cricetidae. Gene Ontology annotation, cellular component: nucleus.
AUGGCAGGCAGCCCAGAUGUGGUGGCCAUAGACUGCGAGAUGGUGGGCGUAGGGCCCCUAAUGGUGAGUGGCCUUGCCCGCUGCAGCAUCGUGAACCUCUAUGGCACAAUUCUGUACGACAAAUACAUCCGGCCAGAGGGCGAGAUCACCGAUUAUAGAAACCAGGUCAGCGGGAUCACACCUCAGCACAUGAUGAGUGGCUACGCCUUUUGUGAAGCCAAGCUAGAGAUCCUGCAGCUUCUGAAAGGCAAGCUGGUGGUAGGCCAUGACCUGAAGCAUGACUUCAAUGCACUGAAGGAGGACAUGAACAACUACACCGUCUACGACACAUCCACAGACAUGGUGCUGAGUCAUGAGGCCAAGGUGGGCCAUUACAAACGGGUGUCCCUGCGGGUGCUGAGUGAGCGUCUGCUAAACAAGCGCAUCCAGAACCACUGGCUGGGUCACAGCUCUGUGGAAGACGCCAGGGCCACGAUGGAGCUCUACAAAAUCUCUCAGCGACUCCGAGCCAGAGGCCAGCCAGGACUGUCCCACCUGGGGGCAUCAUACUGAAGGUCAUCCUCUUCCAGGGACCAGAAGCUUCCACUCCUUAAGGACAGUAGUUUUUCACAGACGAGACCCGUUUCUAAUAACAAAAGCAGAAGCAAAGACAAGAACACUCCUCCAUGACAGGAUUUCUCUUGCUUUUGGGGAAAAAAAAGAACAAACAAACAAAUAGAAAAAAAAAAACAAAAACAAAAAAAAACCUUUAGUAAUAAAUGACCCUGUAUUUUAUCUAAUCAA